AUGAAAUUUUCUUUUGAAGGUAAUAUAAUUGAUCCAAUGGAUGUUGUUAAUGGAAUAAGUCUUCAAUCAUUACAAAAACGUCUUGAACAAUCACAUUUAUCACGUAAUGAAAUUGAACGAGCUAAACGUGCACAAGCUAUACAAUAUCCCUCUGGUAUUGAACCAAUUGGAUCUGAUGGUCUUCGUCUUUUUCUUUUAUCUCAUGAUAUAUUUCAACAAUCAAUACGUUUUGAUCCAACACAAUUUGAUUAUGUUUCACGUUAUUGUAAUAAAUUUUGGAAUGCUUAUAAAUAUGUAAAAGAAUUUGCCUUAGCUGAUAUGAAUUUUCAUAAUGAAAAUAUAUUAAAUAUAAAUUAUGAUCAAAUAGAAAAAUUAGUAGAAAAUCGUCUUGUUGAUCGUUGGAUAUUAAAUGAAUUAAAUAAAACAAUAGGAAGAAUAAAUGAUUGCUUAAAGAAUUAUACAUUUCAUUUAGCUAUUGUUCGUUUACGUGAUUCAUUUAUAAAAGAUUUUUGUGAUUUUUAUAUUGAAUUUAGUAAAAUUCCUAUUAAACAACAAUCAAUUGAUAACAUAAAAUCAAAUGUUCAGAUAUUACUUUAUUUCUUACUUAAGCAAUAUCUUAUUCUUUAUCAUCCAUUUUUACCAGCUAUGACAGAAGAAUUAUGGCAAGAUUUAACAAAUGGAAAACAAGGUUAUCUUAUUCAUCAAUUAUAUCCAACCAUAAAAAAAAUUGAAAAGUAA
This is a messenger RNA of Rotaria sp. Silwood2, 738 nucleotides long. Lineage: Eukaryota; Metazoa; Rotifera; Eurotatoria; Philodinida; Philodinidae. The record is from the annotation of a GenBank genome assembly.